This is a messenger RNA of Aureobasidium vineae, 2584 nucleotides long. NCBI's taxonomy places the organism in Eukaryota, Fungi, Ascomycota, Dothideomycetes, Dothideales, Saccotheciaceae. The record is from the annotation of a GenBank genome assembly.
UGUAUCUUCGAACAACAUGACUUUGUUCUUUCUCUUCUUACUUUACAUAUUGCAUGCAGCUGAAUGCCUUCCUCUCAACUCCCCAUUGCUGGACUCGUACGACUACAUCGGUCAGCCACAAUCAUCCCAUCACAGUCAAAUACCAUUCUUUGCGGGACAAGGUGUCGGUAGCUCUCUGGAUUGGAACCUGAUGACCGCACCUCAGACUUAUUUGGACGGAAGAAGUCGUGCACUGCCUCAAGGCAGAGUUCUCGGUGGUGGUACCGUCCUCAACGCCAUGCUAGGUGGCAUUGGCGACUAUGAUGAUUGGGUGUCUCUCGGCAAUCCUGGAUGGAGUUUCUGGGACCUGCUCCCGUAUUUCUGCAAGAGUGACGCUGCCAACGCGGUCGGCAUCAACCAGAAUCCACUCGUCCACGGCAACAAUGGGCCUGUCAACGUCAGCUUCUCGAGCCACAUCUACAAUGAGACGGUCAAUUUCUUCUCGGCGCUGAACGAGCUCCGCAUGCCAGUAUCCUACGAUCCCAACGACGGCGCAACCGCUGGUGCAUCCUUCCUGCCAUUGUCACUCAAUCCGGCAAACCAAACAAGGUGUGAUGCUCGCUCAGCAUACCUCGAGCCGUACGUCACAAGGCUUAACCUUUGGAUCUCGACCAACCAACACGUAACCCGCAUCUUGUUCGACGGAGGAUCUGGUAACCCAAACACAACGACACCUAUUCCUGGCGAUGAUAGUGUGGGACAGGGCAGCUCGUUCUCCAGACCUGACGGCUUGUUCUCCAACAUUACUCAGAAUGCUAUCACCUCAAAACGCCGAAGAGCAUGGCCCAUCCGUUUUAUUUUCGAGGCUGUUAGUCUUCAUUUCUUUCCGCAAAAACGAGAGUCGACCAAUACACCUGCGACGUCUGUCGGAGGUCUACUGCGAGCCAACGGAGUCGAGUUUGCUUCAGCAGCGUCCGCUUCGAGAAAGAACAUCACAGCCAUCGGAGAGAUUAUCGUAGCUGCGGGGGCAAUACACACGCCCCAACUCCUAAAGCUUUCUGGACUUGGUCCCUCGAGCGAGCUACGGCCACUCCAGAUCCCCGUUUUGAUGGACCUUCCUGGUGUCGGCAUGAACCUCCAGGAUCACGCCCUGAAAUCCACGUCUUUGACGAGUGUACAGAUUGCAACCAACUACACACUGAUGAGCCAAUUUGGUGCCAUGUACCAAGCAAACAGAACUGGACCCUGGACAGCUGGACCCCCAGAUGGAAACGCAUUCCCCGCCCUCUCGAUUUUGACCAACAGAUCCUUCUCGAUCGUCACCAGAGCCCAGACGCAGAAAGCCAUGGAUUACCUUCCAGCAGACAUCCAUCCGAAUGUACUCGCAGGCUUCGAUGCUCAGCGCCAGCUGUUAAUCAAAGCAUUGCAAGACCCCAAAAGGGCGGCGUAUGAGUUGCUGAACUUCAACUAUGGUGCUUUCUCAAAUGUGAACAUGAGACCAUUCUCUCGUGGCACUGUCAAGGUAAGCAACAUGUUCUGGUUCGGUGCCUUGAAGAAUGUUGCUCACCAUUCGUGCAGCNUCAACUCGUCACGUCCCUUCGAUCCUCCGUUGGUCAAUCCCCGGUAUGGCUCGAACCCAGUGGAUCUUGACAUAUUACUGGCCUCGAUUGUGUACAACCGUCAAGUGCUCGCCACGACAUCGAUGAAACUGCUACAGCCACUACAACUUAAUCCUGGCCCAAAUGCAACUGAUCAGCAGAUUUUGGACUUCAUCAAGGCCAACCUACAGACAGAGUUUCAUCCAAGUGGCACUUGUGCUAUGUUACCUCUUGAUUCGGGUGGAGUCGUGGAUCCACAGUUGCUUGUGUAUGGCACCCAGAACCUGAGGCUAGUCGAUGCGUCAAUCAUGCCUGUCAUCCCCGCCAGCCAUCUCCAAGCUGUGGUAUAUGGGAUAGCCGAGAAGGUCAGAACCGUAAAAGUACCUUCUGCCACGCACACACUGACAGUAGAGCAGGCUGCAGACAUUAUCAAGAACGCAACUUCGGCACUACCACCUAGAGGACAGCCGCCGACAUCCCCAUCCGUGCAGAAUACGAAUCAGGUUGCUGCGCCUAUAGCGCAACCGGCGACCGUGUCCCUGAUACCUGAUGAAACCACCUUCAUCGUCAUCGUCAACGUGCUCUUCCUCAACCUCCGUAGCAUCGCCUUCACUAGUGUUGCAGUCGACUCGCUCACAGCUGUCCUCUUCGGUGUUGUUGCGCUCAUCGACGUCGUCUUCAUUGCGAUUACCAACACAUUCGGCAGCCGUGGCUCGCCCACAUCCAUUGACGUCGUCUUGUCCACCUGUACCCGGUUCAACUACGACGGCUCCACCGACUCUGGCUCUUACGUACGCCCCGAUGUCAUCUUCGACGUCAACGUCAAGCACAAGAUCGGUUCAGUCUUCCUUUUCAACAUCCUCUUCGGCGUUGUUAACUUCCGUACGCUCCUGCAGCUCCUCUACGAAGCGCUCCUCAAGUUCUUCUUCAAGGCGCUCCUCAAGCUCGUCUUCUGGACGCUCAUCAUCGCGGAGUCAAUCAACCAUGUCGGUCUUCACAAGUCAGUC